Molecule: messenger RNA, 3581 nt
Organism: Neogale vison (American mink)
Lineage: Eukaryota; Metazoa; Chordata; Mammalia; Carnivora; Mustelidae
Gene: MAP3K6
Product: mitogen-activated protein kinase kinase kinase 6
Exons: 26
Coding region: 338-3367 (1009 amino acids)
Biological process (GO): cellular response to stress; MAPK cascade; protein phosphorylation
Molecular function (GO): ATP binding; MAP kinase kinase kinase activity
Source: RefSeq, a predicted model, not a curated record
CUCCCCCCAGGAUUGUGUCGGCAGCUACACGCUGAUUCCCUAUGUGGUGACAGCCGCAGGCCGAGUGCUGUGCGGUGAUGCGGGCCUCCUGAGGGGACUGGCUGAUGGGCUGGUCCAGGCCGGGGUGGGCACCGAGGCCCUGCUUACGCCCCUAGUGGGCCGGCUGGUCCGGCUGCUGGAGACCACGCCUACCGACUCUUGUGGCUACUUCCGGGAGACCAUCCGGCAGGACAUCCGGAGGGCCCGGGAGCGCUUCUGCGGGGAGCAGCUGCGGCAGGAGCUGGCUCGCUUGCAGCGGCGGCUGGACAGCGUGGAGCUGCUGAGCCCCGACAUCGUCAUGAACCUGCUGCUCUCCUACCGCGACGUGCAGGACUACUCGGCCAUCAUCGAGCUGGUGGAGACCCUGAAGGCCUUGCCUACCUGUGACGUGGCUGAGCAGCACAACGUCUGCUUCCACUAUACGUUUGCCCUAAACCGGAGGAACAGGCCUGGGGACCGGGAGAAGGCAUUGGCCGUGCUGCUGCCGCUGGUCCAGAGCGAGGGCUCCGUGGUGCCUGACCUCUGCUGCAUGUGCGGCCGUGUCUAUAAGGACAUGUUCUUCAGCUCUGGCUUCCAGGAUGCUGGGUACCGAGAGCAAGCCUACCACUGGUAUCGCAAGGCUUUUGAUGUAGAGCCCAGCCUCCACUCGGGCAUCAAUGCGGCUGUGCUGCUCAUCGCUGCAGGCCAGCGCUUCGAGGACUCUGAGGAGCUCCAGCUCAUAGGCAUGAAGCUGGGCUGCCUGCUGGCCCGAAAAGGCUCUGUGGAGAAGAUGCAGUAUUACUGGGAUGUAGGCUUCUACCUGGGAGCUCAGAUCCUCGCCAAUGACCUCGCCCAGGUGGCGCUGGCCGCAGAGCAGCUGUACAAGCUCGAUGCUCCCAUAUGGUACCUGGUGUCCAUGAUGGAAACCUUCCUGCUGUACCAGCACUUCAGACCUACGCUGGAGCUUCCCGAAGGACCCCCGCACCGUGCCCACUUCUGGCUCCACUUCUUGCUGCAGUCCUGUCAGCCACUCAAGACGGCCUGUCCCCAAGGGGACCAGUGCUUGGUGCUGGUCUUGGAGAUGAACAAGGUGCUGCUGCCUGCCAGGCUGGAGAUUCAGGGUACCGACCCGGUGAGCGCAGUGACCCUGAGCCUGUUGGAGCCCGAACCCCAGGAGGUUCCCUCCAGCUGGACUUUCCCAGUGGCUUCCAUCUGCGGGGUCAGCUCCUCCAAGCGGGAUGAGCGCUGCUGCUUCCUCUACGCGCUGCCCCCGGCGCAGGACGUGCAGCUCUGCUUCCCCAGCGUGGGGCACUGCCAGUGGUUCUGCGGCCUGAUCCAAGCCUUGGUGACAAAUCCGGAUUCCACAACGCCUGCGGAAGAGGCAGAGGGUGUGGGGGAGGUGCUGGAGUUUGAUUAUGAGUACACGGAGACGGGUGAGCGACUGGUGCUGGGCAAGGGCACCUACGGGGUGGUGUACGCGGGCCGCGAGCGGCACACGCGGGUGCGCAUAGCCAUUAAGGAGAUCCCGGAGCGGGACAGCAGGUUCUCUCAGCCCCUGCAUGAAGAGAUUGCUCUGCACAAGCGCCUUCGCCACAAGAACAUCGUGCGCUACCUGGGCUCCACCAGCCAGGACGGCUACCUCAAGAUCUUUAUGGAGGAAGUGCCUGGAGGCAGCCUGUCCUCCUUGCUGCGGUCGGUGUGGGGCCCCCUGCAGGAUAAUGAGAGCACCAUCAGUUUCUACACCCGCCAGACCCUGCAGGGCCUCAGCUACCUGCAUGACAACCACAUAGUGCAUCGAGACAUCAAGGGGGACAAUGUGCUGAUCAACACCUUCAGUGGGCUGCUCAAGAUUUCUGACUUCGGCACCUCCAAGAGGCUGGCGGGCAUCACACCUUGCACUGAGACCUUCACAGGGACCCUCCAGUAUAUGGCGCCAGAAAUCAUUGACCAGGGCCCGCGAGGGUAUGGGAAGGCAGCUGACAUCUGGUCACUGGGCUGUACUGUUAUCGAGAUGGCAACAGGCCGCCCCCCCUUCCAUGAGCUAGGGAGCCCGCAGGCGGCCAUGUUUAAGGUGGGCAUGUACAAGGUGCAUCCACCAAUGCCCACUUCUCUGUCAGCGGAGGCCCAAGCCUUUCUUCUCCGAACUUUUGAGCCAGACCCCCGCCUCCGAGCCAGUGCUCAAGCACUGCUGGGGGACCCCUUCCUGCAGCCCGGGAGGAGGAGCCGCAGCCCGGGCUCCCCACGACAUGCACUGCGGCCCUCAGAUGCCCCUUCAGCCAGCCCCAUUCCUUCAGCUGACCUGACCACCCAGCCCCAGACAUUCCCACGCCCUCAGGUACCCUUUCAGCACCCACCCAGUCCCCCGAAGCGCUGCCUCAGUUACGGAGACACCAGCCAGCUCCGGGUGCCUGAGGAACCGGGGGCCGAGGAGCCCACGUCCCCUGAGGAGAGUUCCGGGCUGAGCCUGCUGCACCAAGAGAGCAAGCGCAGGGCCAUGCUGGCCGCGGUGCUGGAGCAGGAGCUGCCCUCGCUGGCGGAGAGUCUGGGCCUGAAGCAGGAACAGGGGCCCCGGCUGGGCAGGAAUCAUGUGGAACAGCUACUGCGCUGCCUCGGGGCGCACAUCCACACUCCCAACCGCCGGCAGCUGGCCCAGGAGCUGCGGGCGCUGCAAGGGCAGCUGCGGGCCCAAGGCCUCAGGCCUGCACUUCUGCACGGACCGCUCUUCGCCUUCCCGGACGCGGUGAAGCAGAUCCUCCGCCGGCGCCAGAUCCGCCCACACUGGAUGUUCGUGCUGGACUCGCUGCUCAGCCGAGCGGUGCGGGUAGCCCUCGCCGUGUUGGGCCCAGAAGAGGAGACAGAGGAGGUCCCACCAAGGUCAGAGGAGGAACCCCAGUCCAAGCAGCAGGAGACCAUCAGCCGGCUCCCGGGGGAACCAGAGAAGACACCCCCAACCCCAGUGGUGCAGCUGGGCCUCUUGCGAGCAGAGACUGACAGGCUCCGAGAUGUCCUGGCUGAGAAGGAGCGGGAGUGCCAGGCCCUGGUGCAGCAAGCUCUGGAGCGGAUACACAGGGAGACGGGGACCUGCACCCUGGCCCCAGAGCCCCCUGCUGCUCUCACGGUGGACCAGGGCUUGGUGCAGUGGCUACAGGGACUGAAUGUGGAUUCAGGCACUAUCCAGAUGCUGCUGAACCACAGCUUCACCCUCCAUAUCCUGCUGACCUGUGCCACUCGAGAUGACCUCAUCUACACCCGCAUCAGGGGAGGAAUGGUGUGCCGCAUCUGGAGAGCCAUCUUGGCCCAGCGAUCAGGAUCCACGCCAGUCACCCCUGGCCAACAGGAGGCUGAAUGAGAGCUCCGAGACAGAAGGCAGGACCCAAGGAUGGCUGCAUGGAGAAGACACAAGCAACUUCUGAUACACCUCACCUACCCUAGGACUCAGGGCCAACUGGAGGAGGCCAGGCGAGUGGGGGCAGGGUAGGGCCCAGACCUAGCGAUAUUGGGGGGGGAUCAACCAUAGAGAUACCCCCAAGCCGAUCAAGUAUGGCCAGGCAGACUAUUAAACA